CACCCGCCGCACGCAACAAACACCACCUUUGCAUCACCAAUUCGUCGGCAACGGGCAGCCGCACGAGCUCAUAUCAUCAAUAAACCGUCUAUACGGGUUAUGAAUACGCGCUCUGCCAUCUAAUCACGAGCCCCAUCGACGCCAUGGCGCCCUCAGCAGUGGAGGAGCAGCAGGCGCCGCUGCCAAAUGCGCAAACCUACCCCCCGGCCAAGAUCUAUCCUGUCAACGAGACGCGCUUUGAAAAGAUUAUCGAACAGACAAAUGACGGACAUGCCAAGGCCCUCAGCUCGCAGAAUGGAGCGGCUAUCGUCAUUGACAACGGUUCCCAUGCUGUUCGAGCUGGUUGGUCCUUUGACGAGAGCCCCCGAUUCACAAUCCCACCCAUUAUGGCCAAAUACCGUGAUCGCAAGGCUGGAAAGACGUUUUCGUUUGCGGGUUCCGACUGCUACGCUGACACGACCGCGCGAAGCCACAUCCGACCAGCGUUUGAGGUUGGCACGGGCAUCGUAAGCAACUGGGAUGUUAUGGAACAUGUACUGGACUACGUCUUCUUAAAGCUGGGUAUGAAUGGGGACAGUGAUUCGAUCGACGUCCCCAUCGUCAUGACAGAGGCAGUUGCUAACCUGCCCUAUUCAAGAAAAUCAAUGACAGAGAUUAUCUUCGAAUGUUACGGCGCGCCUUCCCUCGCUUACGGCAUUGAUUCUUUGUUCUCAUACCGACAUAAUAACGGACGAACGGGUGUGGUCGUAUCUUCAGCGCAUACAUCGACACAUGUCAUUCCCGUAUACAACGGCAAAGUUAUGCUUGGACAUGCGACAAGAUUGAACUGGGGUGGUUAUCAAGCCUCGGAAUAUCUUCUCAAGCUCCUCCGUCUCAAAUACCCCAUGUUUACGGGAAAAUCAAACGCUUCCCAGACCGAACAUAUGCUCAAGGAAUAUUGCUACAACUCAAAAGACUACGAAAACGAAUUGAAAGGGUAUCUAAACUGGGAAGGCCUCGAAGACCGAGACAUUGUCAUUCAGUAUCCUUUCACAGAAGAGAUCGUUGUAGAGAAGAGCGAGGAAGAACUUGCACGCAUCGCUGAGAGAAAGAAGGAGAGCGGCAGAAGACUCCAGGAGCAGGCCGCCAAGCUGCGAUUGGAAAGGCUUAUCAAGAAAGAGCAGGAUCUUGAAUACUACAAGAACCUCCAUGCCAAGAUUGCGGACGAAACGAAAAAAGAGACCCGUAGAUUGCUCGAUAGCAACGAUCUUAAGGAUGAGACUGAGCUUGAGCGCAUCAUGCGGGACUUGGAAAAGGCCAUCAAGAAGGCUAGAACGAAAGAUGUCGGUGGAGAUGUUGAAGAAGACCAGGAAGCUCCAAACUUUGACUUAUUGGAGGUACCUGACGAGGAGCUUGAUGAAGUACAACUCAAGGCCAAGCGCCAACAGAAACUUAUGAAGUCAAAUUACGAUGCUCGCCAACGCGCCAAGGCCGAAAAGGAAGCCGAGCGUGCUCGAAUCGCCGAGGAAGAGAGACUUGAUACGGAACGUCGAGAAAACGACCUCGAUAGCUGGCUUGACGAGAAGCGCCAAGCCAGAUUCGAUACCUUGGAGAAGAUUAAGGAGCGCGACCGACUCAAAGCCGAUUUGGGCAACCGUAAAUCGUUAGCUUCGCAAAUACGUAUGAAGAGUAUCGCCAACCUCGCAUCCGACACUCCCACCAAGAAGCGAAGACGCGGCGGCGACGACGAUGAUUUCGGUGCCAACGAUGACGAUUGGGGUGUGUACCGACAAAUCACAGUGGGCGAAAACAGUGACGACGAGCACGAAGAAGAAGAUCUUGCCGCCACCCUCAAGUCCCUUGAACAAGAGCUGCUGCAAUACGAUCCCCAGUUUGACUACGACCAGACGCAGGAGGCGCAAUCCGACUGGUCUAGAUCACUACUGCACGCAUUUGCCCGCGGCCCGCGGCCCUUUGACCCUGCGUCUCAAGCCGAGCUGAACCAGCUGCAUCUGAACGUGGAGCGCAUCCGAGUGCCCGAAGUCGUCUUCCGGCCAUCGAUUGCGGGCGUGGAUCAGUCCGGAAUCGUUGAGAUUGCUGGAGAUGUUCUGAACCAGCGCCUAAGUGGCAUGCCAAACCGUGACGAGUUCCUGCGCGAUGUGUUCCUGACUGGCGGCAACACCCUCUUUGAGAACUUUGAUGAGCGUGUGCGCGGCGGUUUGCGUCCGCUCUUGUCUGCAGAUGUAGAACUCCAUGUUCGCCGAGCCAAGGAUGCUCUACUGGAUGCUUGGAGAGGUGCCGCGAGCUGGGUUGGCACACCCGCUUGGAAGGAAGCUGCCAUCUCUAGAGAAGAGUAUCUUGAGAAGGGCGCUGAGUAUAUCAAGGAACACGACAUGGGCAAUUCGUACGUUUGAGAGUGGCUAAGGCGCCUCAGAGUGUAGACUGCGUCCUUUACUUUCUUGUUAAGCUUUUUUUUGUGUUUGUGUAAUUUGGUAUUGGUAUGUUUCAAGGUGUUUGAGUUAUUCUAAGGAGCAGAUUUUGAGAAAAACAAAAGAAUAGAGUCACUUGAUAUUUCGCACUGAAUAAGUAUUAGAGAUGUCGAUUUCAUGCGCAGUGCGCCUAUGGACCAUACAUGGGGCAUUGCGAAAGUCGCACGUUUAGCCAUGUUAUAAAAGAAAGAGUUCGAACAAAUAUAAAUCACAAGUAAUAAAUCCCAAACAGAGAGCGAUUAGCCCGUUGUUUUCUCCGAAACGCCGCUGGUCCCAAAUAUUCAUGUCAGGUAUGCUCCCCAUCAUCACACUGGCUCACGCAAAUGCAGCAUCUCAGUGUUACGCGGGGGUUUCGUCUGAAGCCAGUACCCGAUUGAUCUCGUCUGGAGACCGGGUAUCCUCAUCGAUGCGUUCGGCCUUGAGGCCGAGAUAUGAGCUAUGUCUCUCCUCGUUCAGCUGCUCCUGGGCAGCAAGACCAGCAACAGCUUGGGCGACGGCUUCGAGCGGCGUACCAGCACCAUCACUGGGGCCAGCUUCUCCUAGAUGCGAAUGCUCGCCGGUAUGGCUUUGCUGAGAGAGAUUAACGUUUGGUGGGGGAGGAGGCACCUCGCCUUGUGUGUCGAGCAGUCUAGAUUGUAGGUGGAUAACGUAUUCGCGGAGGGCAUAGUUUUCACUUUGCAGCUGUUUGAAGGAGUUUUCCAUUUCCAGAAACUCGCGGACCUGUGACUCAAGCUUCUUGAUGUAUCCUUCUUUCCUUUGACGGAAGGCUCGCUAUUAUGCUUCAGUUAGACCACAGCUUCGUAUAUGGGGCACAAGUGUCAGGUGUAGUCUUACCUGUGCUGCACGAUUUUGGGCUGCACGCUUGGACUGUGAUAGUUCUCUCUUCGGUUUGCGAUCGACUUCCAUAGCAGAGCCUGAGGGCAUAGGGCCAGCCUGGUGUUGGGCGCUUGGGUCUGUUGGCGACAGCAUCAUGGGUGAAUGCCCGUGGGUGGGAGAGGCGCGCAGGUCGGGGUGAAUAUGAGCUUCACCAGCAGCUUUUGAUGCUAUAGCACGGAUGGCGUCUUGUGAGGCUAUUUGGAGUUGCUCGUAGCCAUUGGCAGCUUGGUCGGAAGUGGUCUGAUGAUCGCGCGACGCGGUAGCUUCGGCGUCGUGGUUUUGCAGAAGCUCAAGCUGAGCGCGUAGGUGCUGCUCUAUUUAGGGUGAAUAGAAUGUUAGCGGCGAUUGUCACAGUAGGUGGUGCUGUUGAUCCAAGGUGGCCAUGACGCUGCUGGCAGAGGAACGGGGCGAGGCUUUGGGGUCGAAACGCACGCGGCGCUGAGUUGGGGGUAGGGGAGCGCAGUGAUGUUGGACUAUCGCAUCAAAGAACCCCGCGUACAACGAAAGAAGAGGCUCGCGACCCAAAAUGUAGCCGAGGCCGGCUUUGCGACAAUGCCAAACACCGGGCGCCUCUACAUCGAGGUGCGCAAGCAGGCGCGAGACAGGCUGCACAAUUUGAUGGUCGCGGAGAAGACUCGGGGGGAAGAAGCAGCCACUGAAGCAAACUGGCGAUGUGGCUCCGCGGCACAGGCAAAGCGAAAGUCGACAGGAAAUAAAAGAAAUACUAACCUUGAUUGCUGGCACCAUUGGGAGACUGCAUUGUUGGCGGUUUUCUGACUCAGCAGUCGCGAUGAUGACAUGCAAGCCUGGAAUAAAAAGAAGGACGGGAUUAGGAUGGGAUUUUGGGGAAAACGGGUGCGGAGAAAAAGCAGGCAGAUCGGCCGUAUCAGGGAUUAAGAAUCCGAUAUACUAGCCCAAUGCCGAUGCUAUAAGCUGAAUGGAUUGGCGACCACGGUGUAAGAGAUGGCUGCUUGCUGACGUGAAGCUGGGGUG
This is a messenger RNA of [Torrubiella] hemipterigena, 4337 nucleotides long. NCBI's taxonomy places the organism in Eukaryota, Fungi, Ascomycota, Sordariomycetes, Hypocreales, Clavicipitaceae. The record is from the annotation of a GenBank genome assembly.